This is a messenger RNA of Cylicocyclus nassatus, 1280 nucleotides long. The record is from the annotation of a GenBank genome assembly. NCBI's taxonomy places the organism in Eukaryota, Metazoa, Nematoda, Chromadorea, Rhabditida, Strongylidae.
AUGUUAUCGGUAGCAACGUACAUCCCGCAACUUGCUAGAGCUGACCCGGAAUCAUUUGCCGUGUCGGUAUGUACCGUAGAUGGACAGAGAAAAAGUUGGGGUGAUGCAGUCAAGCCAUUCUGCUUACAGUCAGUUUCGAAGCCUUUCACCUAUGCUUUGGUGCAUGAUGAGAUUGGAGCAGAAGAGUUGCACAGCUAUGUCGGACAGGAGCCAAGUGGACGACUCUUCAAUGACAUCUCGCUUGAUUAUAAUAAAAAGCCUCAUAAUCCGCUGAUAAACGCUGGGGCUAUAGUUGUUGCCUCACUGAUGAAACGGAAAGCCUCCCUAUCUGACCGUUUUGAUUUUGCCAUUCACCAGAUGAGGAGAUUCUGUGGAGUUGGCUACAUUGGCUUUAACAAUGCUGUAUUUUUGUCAGAAAGAGAAACAGCGGAUCGCAAUUACGCACUUUCCUACUACAUGAGAGAGCAUAAAGUUUUUGCACCGGACACAAACCUCCAAGAUACCCUGGACUUGUAUUUCCAACUGUGUUCGAUUGAGACUAACUGCGACACCUUAGCAGUCAUGGCAGCAACACUGGCAAAUGGAGGAGUCAAUCCGAUGAACGGCGAAAGGGUAAUCAAUAACAGAGCAUGCCGUGAUACUUUGUCGUUGAUGUACUCAUGUGGAAUGUAUGACUGGUCAGGACAGUUCGCUUUUCGAGUUGGCCUGCCAGCAAAAUCUGGUGUUGCCGGAGAUAUGAUAAUGGUUAUUCCAAAUGUGAUGGGUAUCGCCAUCUAUUCUCCCAGGCUGGACAGUUUGGGCAACACGUACCGUGGCUUGAAAUUUGCCGAAGCAUUCAUCGAAAAGUUCAACUUCCACAACUACGACAGCUUGGUCUACUCCGAUUGCAAGAAAAUGGAUCCGAGAAAAGCGGUUACAGAUCUUGAACAGGAUAAUACUUCAAAGUUCAUGUAUGCUGCUAAGAAUGGUGACAUAUCUGCUAUGAAGAGGUAUCUCUUGAUGGGCCUGGACAUACAUGACCGCGAUUACGAUGAGCGUACAGCUUUGCAUGUGGCUGCGUCAGAAGGCGAUGUGGACUGCUUAAAUUAUGUGCUUUCAAAGUGGAAGGAGUCACCAGAGCCCAUGGACAAAUUUGACAGAACACCGCUUGACGACGCCAAACAUUUCAACCAUCAAGAGUGCAUAGAGGCUCUGCAAAAGGCAAUAGAACGGUGGAAGAAGGCGGAAGAGGAUUCUACUAUGUAGUAGUGUGCAGUCAUUAUUACCGUUGAACUUACAAG